Molecule: messenger RNA, 4912 nt
Organism: Amoebophrya sp. A25
Lineage: Eukaryota; Dinophyceae; Syndiniales; Amoebophryaceae
Source: the annotation of a GenBank genome assembly
CUUAGAUCUCCCACUCAAUUUAUUCCCAAUAUAAAGUAUGAAGUACAAGUACGUUGUGCUAGACUUCUCUGGAUUACAUCAGACGAAAAAUGAGGUCGCAUUUUAUCAUCACUCUCUCAAGGAAUAUCUAGGCGUGGUGAAAUGGUUCGGUACUUGAAUCCAUCAACUACACCACGUUGUAAUAGGAUAAGGGCAGAAGAACUUCUUCUUUCAGAUGAAACACUACUGCUGGUUAGAAGUAGAGCUGCUUCUUUCGCAAAGAAUCAGAAUGAGCCCUGUGGAAAUCUUCGCUGCUUCCGCCGCUUCCCUUACUAGUACGGACCCGACGAGUUUUAUGUAACCAGGGAUCUUUCGUCGUCUAAAAAUUCUUGAGGAGUGUGCAAAAUCAUAGGACCUGGUGGUCAAGAACCUUCGGAUCAUUGCUGACAACUAGGGAGCUUUCAUCAUCAUCCUCCCGUUUUCUUGUUGAAUAUCUGGACAACAAUGGAGCUUUCCUCAUCUUGUACUGGUUUGCAGCUGCUGUGGAGCACCAAUAAUAGGAUGAGAAGAUCCUCAAAGUACUGCCGCAACCGCAGAAGACGCCAGGCCUCUGUUGUCGAACGAAUGCUACGUUUAGGGCUAUACUCCAUGUUUUCUUCGUCCUUUUUAGAAGACUCGUCCUUUUUAGAAGACUCGUCCUUUUUAGAAGACAAAGAAAUACUUUUCCUUCUCAGAUUCAGAACCACCUACACGUUUCCGAAGAUGUUGAUCUAUGUACUUAUAAAUAGGAGUGCCUCUUUGUAGUCGUACUGUUCUACUUAUCAACAUUUUAUCAGGAAUUAAUCUUGAAGAUUUGAUAUAUACUAGCUAAUCCUACUUUCGUUCCACUUCUAGUACACGUGCAUGCUCUUCUUCUAAUGCGUAUACGUUGUGGAGGUUUGCUUGCUACAUUCUGGGUUUGUACUGCAGUGACGAGAAGAAGGAAGGCAUCUGAGACGGCUUUUCUUGAAUUGGUAACUGAUACAUCCCGCGCGCAGGAUUCAACUUCUUCGAAAGCAUCGGAAACUGGUGAAAAAUUAUGACCAAUGUACCACUUGUCCAGCAGAUGAUUAUGCUAUUUUUUUGCUUUGCUUUGCUUUGAUUACCUAUUUUUGGAUUUUUCACUUAAUAUCGACACCUUCUCGCUUUUUCCAGAAUGCUGACAUUGUUCAUGGGUAAUGCGUCGGUCCCUUGUAGAUGAGGACGAAACAGCUGGUCAACUUGGACUUGAUAAGCACGUUGAUGUAAAAGUACGAUUAUCUUUGAAUUAAUGAAAAAGACUUAGACUUACUUCUAACAUCCGCGGGACCAAUCUUUUAGGUCAAAUGGGGGCUGAAUGAAACCCACAAUUAUAAAGUCAAGCGAAAGCCGACCCUGAAAUAAUCUUAAUCAUACUUCUUGGUCUUAGAGACGAUGAAUAAGCUCAAAAAUUAAGAUCUUCUAAUGUUUGCGCGUGAAUGUGUCGAAGAGGGAAAAAAUGCAGGGAGGCCUUGCCCAUCGGCGGCAGAUUUUUCGAUUAAGACACUGGAAGGUGGACGAGAAGCGAACCCUUACUAUAAGGACAAUGAGAGCUUGGCGAAGGCGAUAGACGGGGAAACGCAGGAGCAAUGCAAGCUUAAGGUUUGGUGCCAAGUGAGAUGUGAUGUAACUUGAUCCUCGCAGUUGAGCUAGGAGCCCGGGGGAGCUCGAUCUGAAGGAUUCCCAAACUAACAUUACCUGCGACUUUGGUUUUUUCUAGUAGGAAAUUCACAGAUAUGUGUAGCACAAACAUGCCAGUAAAUGUUGGAAACAUCUAAUGAAAAGCGGGGGCUCUGGUCGACGUGGACGGACUCGACCUGCCGGGCGUUGAGAAGGCGUUCUUCGUCGUCGCAAACAAGUCCAGCAGAUUCAGUGCAGAUUCUCAAGAACGCUGCGAAGGCGUUCAUCAAGGUGAUGACCGUCUCUGACGGCGAUCUUCCUGUUGCAGAGGUUCCAUACAGCAUCAACAGCGACCCGCUUGAAGACGGGAGGGAAUGGGAAAGAAAAGAGAACAAGGGCAAACCGUUUUCAAGCAAUCAGAGGCGCAGGCUGGAGGAACUGUUAAGAAGGGUUUUUUCUUACCUGGUGUCGGCAUAGUGUACUAUCACAGGCUAGCGCAGGGAUGACGACGUCCCUGCGCUGCUGUUAGGUUUCUUCAGUGCGCCCGCUUUGUCUACUAUAAGGCAAAGAACCUGGCCAAGGCUAUGGCGCGGGAGGGUCACAGACCAGGGCCAAAAAACGCACACGCAACGGACAGAGCAGAAAGGCAAAGAAACGACACAAAAGAACAACACAGACGGCGCUCGCUUUGUCUCGCAUGCAUAGUGAGAAAGCCGGAGGCCCUGGCCAGUGCUUCGGCGCGCGAGGGUGAUAGACCAGAGCCAAGAAGCAUACACACGCCGCAGACACAGAAAAGCAAAGAAACAAACGACACAAAAACACGGAGAGACGGGGUGAGAGGUUGCAGGGGCAUGGAUGUGGCAAAAACACCGCCAAGCCUUACCAGGUGGCUGUAGGCUGGCGGGGGCUUUUCAGAAUUGUCGGGGCAGAGGGGGCGAAGGGCUGGCUCGUCGCAUCGCUUAGACAUGGGGCGUGCGGUUGCGUGUUGCGUUCUACCUGUGUCGCACAUGGUUAGAACUUUUUCUCCACGCCAACACGGCGCCCCGCGCGCGGUGUGCAUGCUUCGCGCCGUGUGGUAUGGGUCAGCGAGCUUCCAGACUGCUAGUUCUACGUACUUACUCUGAGCCAGGCAAGCCACCCCGCGCCCGCCUGCAGGCGCCGCCAUCUAAGUCGCGCGCCCGUGCAUCAGCUAGCUGCGGCGCCACUAAGGACGGCGGGGUGGCUACAUCCUCUGACCCCCCAACUUCUAAACACCAGGAGCAAACUGCUCAGUCCUCACCGAAGUUCGAGGCGCCUUCCUGCCUCGGUGUGUAUAGUAUCUAUUCCUUCACUGCCAUGCACCAAUAGCGAGUGAGGGGUAGCGGACGAGGGUGGGGCUGGCAGUCUUGUCUGGGCGCCCCCUUCUUCGGUGUUAGCGUAAAGCAAUGCAGCAGAGGCUGAGGGAGAGAGAACGAGAGAAGAGCAACAGCAAGCGCGCGCGCUGAUUGCUUCAUGGUUGGCAAAGUGAACGCCAUGGGCACGGGCAAGCAUGUGGCUGUAUGUAUCGCAUGCCGCUUGCCUCGGCGAGGAAAGCGAAAGGCGCCAGAGCGAUGCGUGAGGGCUUGGAAGGUAGGAGCGACAAAAAACGAUCGCCAGGGAACAAAAUAAAGACGAAGAGGAGGACAGAGGGGCAAGGGCUGCGGCCGCGUGCUGGGCAUGACUUUCGCAGAGGCUCGCCCAGCGGCAAGCGUCGCCCCGAGCGCUGAGGCCACUGAGCGGCCAGCGAGUCAGUUGCGAGCGCGUUCGCCGCUGUGUGUGUGCCUUCGGGUUGAAGCGCCGGGGCUGGUCGGUGACGCUCGGCGAAUGUCUUUGCAGGCAUGAUUCUGGAAAGGAAUUUAUUUCGCUGGGGCCAUCACUCAGUGGUCUCCAUACAAAGCACAGCGACGCACUUGACACGGCCGCGCCACGUAACGUCGAGCCCAUCGCCGUGCUUCUUAUUUGUCUUCUUCUUUUUUCUUUUUAAAAAUAAAGUAAUGGGAUUGCUUCGGUCUAAGUGUGUAAGCCCGUCUUUCUUUUUUAGGUCAAGCUUUUGUUUCCAAAAAGAAACGGCUUUAUACCGCGCUGCAAGAGGUCAAAGCUGGCAGGGCACUUCGAUUGUCGUUUUAGCUUAUAGGAGAUAAUAUACUUCUCACUGGUAGUUUUCGUGUAAGUUUCAAGAAUGAGAACUCAAGGAAAGCAGUCUGGGGAUAUUCUCACUUAAACGAUGAUUUGAUACUGAACAACAACUAGCUGCUCUAACAUCGCGGGAGGAAUAUUUGGCUACGUACACACAGAUCGCAAACGAAGGCCGAUCUGAUCUCAGCAUUCUCGGCGCUUUGAACCACAGUUUCCGCGGAAUAGCUCAGUCCAUUUAUCAGUCCCAGUUCGCGUCAGAAGCGAGGGCAAUGCCGCUGCUGCUCGAAGCCUUCCAACGCAUCUACGCAGAGAAAGUUGCUCGUGCUAUCGCAUCUGGCCCGAUCAUCGACACCGGCGAGCUCGAUCAACAGUUGAGAAGGCCCUUAGUUCAGAAGUUACGUUGUUCAACUGACUCGAUGGUAGCGAAGUGUGUCGAGCAGGCUGAAGCUCGUGGUAGGCCAGGAUAUCAGAAUAAGAAACUGGAUGGUCCUUGCGGCACCUCAAGUUUGAUUGCGACAGUCAACUUGAUUUGCAGUCUCAAUUUGGGUCUUGAUGAAAAGUGUCAAGAAAAUGUCGUAGGGGCACUUGAUAGGUUUUGGCGGUCUGUAAUGUAAUAGGGUGCGGGUGUGUAGUAAAUCUGAAAGAGACCACAUUUUUAGCUUUCCCCAGAAAGAAUAAUACAAAAAGAAUAACAUACAAUAAUUGCAUGCAAUAUAGUGACAGCUAUCGAUAGAAAACAGAACCCGCGUCUAUCUUCAAUUACUACUACAACACAAAAACUAGAAAAUGACUCAUUUAACUAUAACUUUUACAAAACGUCGCUCAUAAAUGCAACAGCAACAUUUUUUUAAUACAUUGUCGAAUGUAUCAGAAUCACAGGCCAUAUUUUUUUACAAAAUAAUGAAAUGCAAUACUGCAAGCGAUUCCAAGUCCAACCACUGACUUCUAACCUAAACAACUUGAGACCACAUUCAGGGUCCGCUACCUCAGACUAGCGUGUAGGAAUCUGAGACAUUCAUUGAAGCACCCGAGUUAUUCAUGGAAGCAGCUGAGACAUUCAAAUCAACCCACCUGAGACAUUCAUGGUAGUCGUAGUCUCACU